AUGGCUCUUAACACCGUCAACCAUGCACUACAGGCGUCUCUGAGUUCUUGGCCCACCUUGCUCAAAUGCUUCCGCGAAAGUCCCGGUGUAGACUCGGUCUAUAAGACGCCAAAUAAAUGUUCCCUGAGUUACUUCAGAGCCGUCGAGAAAGCCAACUGCUUCUCCAUGUGGCCCUCACUCAAUGGAUCUCUCAUCUUGGACUCCCUCUGGCAUCCUCUUCGGGCGUUAUAUAACCCUCCUUCCGAGUUGUCAGCGCAAGGCCAACGUAGCCCAAAAUUGCGAGCUCAGAGUAGAAGCUCUUCGUUUUCGGCUCAGCCAUCACCACAAACGGCGACAAGACCACCACGUUCAAACGUUCCGUCUGGGCGGUAUCUUACAGACGAGGAGGCCGCACAUAUCAUCAUGGUCUGCCUACAGGCAAUGUUUGGGCGCGGUGGCAUCAUGCAGACGUGGCUCGGAAACAAAUAUUUCUACGAGGGACGGGCUCUGGGAAGAACUUAUGCUGUCGACUCCGUGCAGGGUAAAUCGCCCGAUAUAGGCUAUAUUGAUGAAAUCGACCAUGAGCCCACGAGAAGGUUGUUCCGUGCGGUUGUUCGGGCACUUGGCGUUAGGCGUUGCUUUGACGAGAUUGCAAAGACGACGGGCAAGUCCGAGGCAACCCCUGCCCGAUCACCAAAUCCCCUUGAGAUUGAAGAGGAAGUGCACAGCCAUUGCAAAGUUUUGAAGCUCAUACUUGAGUACUUCGUCGUCGGAAAAAAAGACCUCCGCAAGAUUCCUUGCCAGGACGGGGUGCUUUUGGUGGCGAAGGCCAGCCCAUCGGCCAGAAGACAUAUUGCUUACGUCUAUACAUUCAUCGACAUGCUGCAGUCGAUCAUCUUGUAUGAAUGGGACGGAAAAGCCGAACUUCAUCGAUGGUCGCCGGUUGGCGCGGCUAUUGACAUUCUCGCGGACAUUUACAAAGACCGCGAUCUCUGGGGCAUCCCAGCGGAACGGUUUGCGAUGCAGUAUAUCCCCAAUCGCCUUGAUCCCAUCUCAACACCUCUCUCCUACAUUUCCUGGAACCGCACACCCAAUACCUCGCAUCUCCUUUCGUUUCCGUUCCUCUUCCCUAAACCUAUCAUCACGGCUUACUUCCGCACUGUCACCUUUUCCAGUCUCUCUAAUGCCUAUAACGCCGCCACAUACACAAAAAACCUCUUCGAGAAAUGGGGCCACGAAGUAUCCCACGAAUCCGACUUUCCUGAUGCGCACGAAAAUCGUCAAGACUAUCUCGAAAGCCGCAUGAGUCGAGCGAUGACUCGGAUGCUCUACCUCGACUGCAAGCGAGGAACCGUCCUCCAGGACGCAUUCACCCAGCUCUGGGGCCGCGAAUUGCGGGAGCUGAAACGACCGUUAAAAGUGCAGCUCGGUUUCGGUGAAGGCGAAGAGGGCCUCGAUCAUGGUGGCGUCAGUCAGGAGUUCUUUGGUGUCGUCUUCGGCCCCGCAUUCGUUGAGGAUGCCGGUCUCUUCGUGACCGAUAAACGAUCACAGAUGACCUACUUCCGGCCACUGUCGCCUGCUUCUCUGGACCAUUUCGAAUUGGUCGGGCUCCUCGUCGGUCUCGCUCUGUACAAUGGCUGCACGAUUCCCAUCAAUUUCCCGCAGGCGGUAUAUAGAAAACUCCUCGGACAGCCGGUUGACCGCAUUGAACAUAUCAAAGAUGGAUGGCAAGAGUUGGCUCAGGGUUUCGAGCAGCUUCUCUUGUGGGGCAGCCGCCCCGGUCAGGAGGAGGAUGUCAGCGAAGUGUUCAUGCGGGAGUAUAUAUACACCUUUGACUGCAUUUCGGGUCCGGUCGACGUCGACAUGAAUGCAAUUGACAGAGACAAAGUUUGGCCUGAUCUACUGAAAGAAGCGACUGAGAGUGUAGCGAUCAUGGUCGAUAACUCCAACCGCAAGCGGUACGUACAGGAUUACAUUUACUGGAUGAUCCACAAGAGCGUGGAACCGGCGUACGAGGCUUUUGAGGACGGAUUCUACACCGUCAUCGACAGACGCGCGGUUUCGAUGCUCUCUCCAGAACACCUGGCCGUCCUGAUGGCAGGCCACUCCAACCUGUCGGCAAUCGGCCUCUACCGCGCCGCCACCUACGAAGAGGGCUACUCCCGCUACCACCAAACGAUCCUCGACUUCUGGCAGAUCGUGAUGGCCUUUGACGAGAAGAAGCUGCGACGGCUGCUGGAGUUCGUCACCGCGUGCGACCGCGUGCCGGUGAACGGCAUCGAAGACGUGGCAUUUUGCAUUGUCCGGAACGGAAGCGACUCGGACCGCAUCCCGCAGAGCAUGACGUGCUAUGGGAAGUUGUUGCUGCCGCAGUAUGACUCGAAGGCGAAGUUGAACGAGAAGUUGAACGUGGCGUUGGAGAAUAGUCUUGGGUUUGGUGCGGCGUAA
Molecule: messenger RNA, 2427 nt
Organism: Eremomyces bilateralis CBS 781.70
Lineage: Eukaryota; Fungi; Ascomycota; Dothideomycetes; Eremomycetales; Eremomycetaceae
Exons: 2
Coding region: 1-2427 (808 amino acids)
Biological process (GO): protein polyubiquitination
Molecular function (GO): ubiquitin protein ligase activity
Source: RefSeq, a predicted model, not a curated record